Messenger RNA from Pediculus humanus corporis (human body louse), 747 nucleotides. RefSeq lists its product as uncharacterized. Gene Ontology annotation, molecular function: RNA binding. Gene Ontology annotation, biological process: RNA processing. Lineage: Eukaryota; Metazoa; Arthropoda; Insecta; Psocodea; Pediculidae. The coding region runs from base 1 to 747 and encodes 248 amino acids. The transcript is spliced from 5 exons. Gene Ontology annotation, cellular component: nucleolus. The record is from RefSeq and is a predicted model, not a curated record.
AUGAUUGAAUUUUGCAUCGAUAAAACAGGUGAAAAUGAUGAAAAUAAUGGGAAAAGUUUUAAUUUCACGACAGAAAAUGAAAAAUGUCUGGAUUUAAAUAAUAAAUUACCUCAGCUUCCAAAAAAAGAAAAAACAGUGGCAAAUAAAUCUAAACUCGAGGAAACUUAUUUGAUAACAAAUUAUAAAAAUGAACCAUUUAAAAAUUUUUAUAACGUAGAAGAUAAUUUAUUAAACUCAACUGUUAAUGUUUGUCUGGAAAAAGAACAUGCCAUUCCGUUUAAAAGAGAAAAAAAUUUAAAACUAGAGAGGAAAAAAUUGAGAGAAAAAACAAAAGGAGAUAAAUGGUACAACAUGCCUGCAACCGAAAUCACUGAUGAAAUAAAAAACGAUAUUGAAGUAUUAAAAAUGAGAUCGAUUUUAGAUAAAAAUCAUUUUUAUAAAAAAAAUGAUGUAAAAAAUAUUUCUAAAUAUUUUCAAGUAGGAACUGUCGUUGAAAAUGCAGCCGAUUUCUAUUGUGGAAGAAUAGCUAAAUCUAAAAGGAAGAAAACGAUAGUCGAUGAAUUAUUAGCAGAUGCAGAAUUGAAAAGUUAUCAAAAGAAAAAAUAUAAAGAAAUUGUAGAUAGUAAUAGAUGGAAAAAUAGACCUGUCAAAAAAAAUAUUUCUCACAAGGAGAAACGUGAGAAAAAAAACAAAAAAACGACGAAUUUGAAAAAAUCACAAAAAAAUUUCCACACCAAUUUAUUUUAA